Dendroctonus ponderosae (mountain pine beetle) is the source of this 2355-nucleotide messenger RNA. RefSeq names its product protein NEDD1 (gene Grip71). Gene Ontology annotation, molecular function: gamma-tubulin binding. Bases 237 to 1985 code for a protein of 582 amino acids. The transcript has 2 exons. Gene Ontology annotation, cellular component: ciliary basal body; centriole; pericentriolar material. Gene Ontology annotation, biological process: microtubule nucleation; mitotic cell cycle. Lineage: Eukaryota; Metazoa; Arthropoda; Insecta; Coleoptera; Curculionidae. The record is from RefSeq and is a predicted model, not a curated record.
GUUUGCGUGCAUUAAAUAUCAGGUGUUUUUGUGCCCCCGAACUUAGGUGGUUUCAAUGGAUUUACAGAUUUUGGCUGAUAGCCCCAUUAUGGGAGUCCAUUGGCGACUCUGGAACCGUAUGGCGUGGCGAUAGUUUUGCCCCUACGUAAGCCUCAACUUGAAGAAUAUGUCAUUAUCAAUUAUCAGUUUUUCAAAAUACACUUUUCGGAAAAUCGGAAGAAGCUUUCCUGCUUUCAAUGAGGCUCAAUGGCAAGAUGUACAUCGCUUCUGCUUCAUCGACUGUGAAAAUCCACGACUUCCCAAACAACCAGCUUUUACACACUCAUGUGCCAACGAAUCAAUUCGAUCAUGCCUGUAGAAGUCUGUCUUGGGCGAAAGACGGCAACUGGUUAGCUGUGGUUCCAUACUCCGGCUGUACCGAAAUUGUCUCUGUUAGAGGCCAGUGCAAGCUGCUACACACUGUGAACAAGAUUUGCGAACCGUCUUGUGCUAGUUUCCCAAAUUUGUCCAAAAAAACGAUUGCAGUGGGCAGCAAGAUUGGCCAGGUGCUGAUUUAUGACAUUAAGGCGAAGAGCAUUAAGGGCAGGUUUCCUAGAGCGGGUAGCGCUAUAACGCAUGUGGGCUUUACAGCUAAAGACACCCACUGUUAUGCCGGCUGUGAAGAUGGUAAAGUGAUGCUCUACAACAGUGUAGCUAAAAACUUGUCUGGCACUUGGAAAGUUCCGAAAUCGUCAUCCUUAACUGCCUUGAAAGCGCACGUUGAAAGGCAAAACUUUCUGAUUGGAGGUAGUAAUGAAGGCAUCGUAGGCGUUUGGGAUGUUAACUUUAACAAAACCAAAUUCCAUAUAGACGCACACUAUGCUCCCGUGUCCGCUGUUCUAUUUUCGCCAGUAAACGCUGUUCUUAUCGUAUCAGCCGGUCUAGACAGAACCGUGCAAGUUUUUGAUAUAGAAGCAAGGUGCAAAAUCUCCACUAUUCCCGUGGACAACAAUGUGCUGUCGCUGGAUUUCCUGGAAAAUUCUCUAUACAUCGCAAUGGGAUGCCAAAACGGGAAAAUUCUUAUUUACGACACACGCCAAUUGCAAGCGCCUGUACACACAUACGAGGCCCAUUCCAGCUCGAUUAAACACUUGACUUAUCAAAAAUCAGCGAGUAGCUCGACGAGUUCCACCUUUCUAUGCAGCGCUGAUGUAGCUGAAGAAAACCGUUCACCGAGCAACAGCGCCUCUAAUGAGGAAAUUGAAGUCAAAGCCACAACUAGUGAUUUCCUCGGAUUGGUCGAUGAACAAUCAUUACUUCAAAGUGAAAUUCUAGAUGCCUCCAAGCAAACGAAUGCCGGUGUGAAAAGUGGAGGAGACUCUUUCCUGAAAGCUUUAGGCUGGGUCGAAAGCGACACCAUCGAGUCUGCUAAAGAGGAAAGCAAAUGCCUGGAACAAGUGGAUGGUAACAAAGAGCUGCAACACGAGCCUCGCCGCUCGAUUAACAAUUUUACUCCAAAACCAUCAAGACUCCCACCGAGAAUAUCAGCAAUAUCAAAGCAAAAUCUAGAUGUCCUUCCAACAUCUUCAACGCCAAACUUGCUUAAAGUGUCUACGAACGACUGCCACAGCCAGAUUUCACCUAUAAUAAACGGCAAUCAAAACCCAACCACUGGCAACCUUUCAGCGGCAAGUGUUUCCGAAAUGAUCGAUUCCGCAAGACAGACAAUGCAGGCCGAAAUGAAGAACAUGUUUGAGGAAGUGGAAAGAAAGAUGAUCUACAAGCUUUACAACCACACCUGUUCCAUCAGGCAGUUGAUGUUUGAUUUUCAGCUGGAGAAUCUGAAGCAAUUCAUCAAAGUAAAGGAGAAUUUCGAUGUGGUUAUCGAGGAAAUUAACAGCAAAGCGAUGAGCGACGAGAGCAACAUGAUGGCGGAGCAAAUUUACAAUCUAACUAUGAGGAACAAGGAAUUGGAGCGCCAGCUUGCAGCUUAUCAGCGGGAAUGAGGAAAUGUUAUUCUUGUCUGGUUUAUGAUGAUUAUUUAUGUUGAUAGAAGUAGGAGACAUUUUUAUAGGGAUACAGUUUUUUGUUAAUUUUCUUGGGCAUUCGGCAGGAGAGCGCUUUUUGAAGCAGCGCAUCCGCCCUAACGUGUAGAGGAUUGUCCGUCGAAUGCAUACAUUUUGAGUUUUAGUAACAGUCGUAAUAGAUUCCAUUAAAUUAUUUUUGAAAUACAAUCCUUCUGUACUAUGUAAUAUCAAUAGGAAAUCCUACAAUUUGCUUAGUGCUUUUUGCCAUCUUUGUUUAACUUUGAAAUUGUUGUUAUAAUGGCGAAAUAUUGAAUAUUUUUAUAGCAAUAAAAUCUGAUUUUUCUACUAA